Suillus plorans is the source of this 1284-nucleotide messenger RNA. RefSeq lists its product as uncharacterized. Bases 7 to 1020 code for a protein of 337 amino acids. The record is from RefSeq and is a predicted model, not a curated record. The transcript is spliced from 4 exons. NCBI's taxonomy places the organism in Eukaryota, Fungi, Basidiomycota, Agaricomycetes, Boletales, Suillaceae.
AUUGGGAUGAAUUGGAUUGCUGCGUGGCACGCUGUUGGUCGGGAAGACGAGCAUCCUGCGCACAAUCCUUAUUCUCGCGGCGCAUCUGGAUUGCAAGUAACUUUGUGUAUACUUGGUGGUGAUGCAAGCCAUUUGCCAGAAUCUGCUGUCAGUGGCCCCGUAGAUUUAUCUCAGUCUUCGUCCCUAGCAGGGGCAGUUUUAUCGUCUCGCAGACGUUCAAAGUCUAUCGUGCAUGAUAUAUUUUUUGCAUCGUGUCGUUCGGGGGUCCGUUUGGGUCCCUUGUCGUCCGAAGCAUGUACUCUGCACGGUUUAGACUUUAAGGGUUCAUAUUCCUUGCUCGAGUUGCGAAAAUCGUUGUUGCAACAUCUACUCCACGGGGAAUGCGUCAUUUCGGACACACGCUCCAAGCAUCGUGAUUACACUGCAUGUCGUGAGGUCGCGGCAGGGUUUGGCACGCCUUCGAAUUUAGUUGAGUUCAUACUGGACGAGUUGAUGUCAGGGGAUGCUUCUGUUAUAUCAGGCGGCGACCUUUGGUUUAUUGCGCAGAGUAUUUGUAACGAUUUAGAGUGCACUCGCGCUCAAGAAUUACAUCCUAGGCAAAAAGCUAUCAGCAUUCUGAAAAUCUUUCGUAGCCGCAGCGCAUAUGAGCGCGUGUCUCAAACAUUCCAGUCGUUGUUUUCCAAGACAGAGCAUAUGUCCAAGCCUUCUUUGGAAGCUAUAGCGUCUUGGCACGGUUUGUGUUUUGUGGGUACGAAGGAUCAGUUGUUGGAUAGGAUUAUCGACCAUGUAUCGAGGGGUAAAUGUACACUCUAUGCGGCCGAUUCUCGUGUCGCUUGUGCUCAUAUCAGCGAUGAGUUGGGCACCGAGGAUGUUGAUGGCGAUGAUAUCAGGACUCAUAGUUCAAUAGACAGUUUGCAUAGUUCUCCUGACACGAGCCAAGAGGUUGUCAAUCUUCAAAUUCGUGUUUUAAGUUCGUUGCGCAAAACUAUCGCGUGUAAGCCUUUGAUUCGCUUAUUGUGAAUUGGUUUUGAUGAAGGAGAAAGUCUUUCGCGCUUGCGCAAACGCCUUAAAACGUAUAUAGACGUUCUUGUCAAGGGUAAGCGAUCUCAGAAUGAAGGCGUUGCAAUGGAGAAGGAGCGGGCUCAAUAUGCGUCGGAUUGGCCUCGCAUUGUGUCAGCGGAAAGAAAAGCACGCGUGAUAGAGAUCUUUCGUGAACAAACCUCUUCAGAGGCGCUGGCUACUUUUGUUCGCUUUGCAUGUGCCGCUGAAAGCAAUCGCAAGGAC